GAAGCAAGACAAGAGAGAAGAGAGAGACAACUAGACAAGUCAGAACUCAGAACAUAGAAAGAAGUAAAGAACAACACGAUCACAAUAAUCACUCACGAAGUCACGAGCUCACAACUCUUUCUAGACAACCACAUAAAAUCUUUACAUGGGCAUAUUAUCAAAUUGAGUUAUUUCAAAUUGGAUUUUCACAUAGAUUGCGACAAUCAGGUAAUUUUGAAAGAUUGUGCUGAUGGAUGUUUGUUGAAAGGCAACUCGUUUUCAGAAAAUUGAACUAAGAACUUUGAAGAUGCAACGGAAAGUUAGAAGGAGAAUGAUGCUAGAACGUGUUAAUGCACUUAAUUUCCUCAGAAACAUAUCUUUGGAUGGAAAUGAAAACUGUGAAAAUAAAGUGGAGGUUGUUUUGAGGCUGCGAAAAAUAAGAGGAUCUGGUGAUGAUUUCAAAGAGCCUCCGUCUGCCAAUGUAAUCGAAGUCAAGGCUGAAGUGAAUGCAUUUCCGGAAGGCGAACCAAUCCUUGCAGCCGGCUCUGUGCUAAAAAGCGUUGUGCGAGAUGACCUUGGAUCAAGUUUUGGCUCACAAUUCGCUCCCAGCCAUGAAAUACAGAGUACUCCGUCAUCAAUCCAUUGCAAAACAAUGUAUGAUUCCGACUUAUCGAGGUUUUCCGAUGGCUCAAAAAGCUCAGAAACAUCUAAACUUGGGUCAGCUGUUCCUUUUAGAGAGAGAACAAACACAACUGGUAGUGACUACAGUGGAGACAGACGAGCCACUGGGGGCUCCAGGCGUAAAAGGGUGCUCUGCACUCCGAUGCUGGCUGACGACAAAUUCCACCGAAAUUACAGUAGCAAUGAGAGUUUGGCAUCUUCUACCAUUGCUAAAAGCAAGAUGUCUUCUAAUCAAGAAUUGACUGCUCCUAUUUCGAAGGAAGUUAAGGUUGUGAAAUUCAAUCAACUCCCUAAACAAGCCACAAGGGGCCAACGCUUGAUAUUGACAACCAAGAAUAAAGUUCCAUUUCUGAUAUGCUCUCAUAUUCCUUACACUAGGAACUAUCGAACUAACAGACCGGAACAACGCAAGGAAGCGGGGCGUCGGAGGAACACGUCCGGGCCACGACCUCUCUCUUCCAUCAAUGACUCACUCGAUCCGUUCGAUCUGUUAGGAAUUGAGAGAAGCCAAGAAGGAAUGGAAAUCAGUUAUGGCAGUUCUUGGUUCCUUCAAAACAAUUCUUCCGUGAGAAGAAAAUGUUACCUUUGGAAAUGGAUAUUGGUGAAAUUGUGGCUCCAGGGAAACACCAAACAGUGUCAAGAUGCUUUUCGUACGAUAGCGCUGCUGGAAACCACCGUCCUUCUGUUCCAGCCUCACCUCCUAUCAUUUUCUCUGAACAAAGAUACUUCUGUCAUUGACUAUGUUCGGCCGUUUGAUCUUAAAAAGGAGCUCAACGAUAAAUUCAAAGAGAAAUUCCCCAAUGUAGAACUCACUCUCAGCAAACUAAGGAGUUUAAAAAGUGAAAUGCGGAAAAUAGCCAAGCAUGACAAGGAUCCGGACCUUUUGACUGUAGCACAGGCCUACGUUUACUUCGAGAAGCUAGUGCUGCGUAUGCUAAUCAACAAAGAAAAUAGGAAACUUUGUGCUGGCGCAUGCCUUAUACUUUCGGCGAAAUUAAAUGACAUCAAGGGCGAAGCAUUAAAACAACUAAUGGAGCGAACAGAGAACGUGUUUCGGUUGAAUCGCAAAGAUCUGCUGGCAUCGGAGUUCGCCAUUUUGAUUGCGCUGGAGUUUGGCCUCCACGUUCCUGUCUGGCAGAUCAUGCCCCACUACCAGCGCCUCGUCUCAGAGUCCUGACAAUGGCAGCUGGCUUCUUCCAGAGGACUCUUCUAGUCAUUUAGCAACUGCAAGUCUGUUACCCAACUAGUAUUCUGUUUGACUGACUGUCGAUUUGCAGGUAGACUUGAUGGUGGAUGUUUUUGUAGAGUGACAUGAAACAUGUCAGGUGAAGAUCAUAUUCAAGCCAAGAUAUUAAUCAAGCAUUCCUAGUUAGAAAUGAAUAGGUAAAAAGAAACCUUGAGUUCAAUAGAGAAAAAAAUCGUUUUCUUAAGCUGGGUUUAAGACCAAUUCUUAUAGAUCCUUAUCUGGGAUUGAUUCCUAGUCUCUCUUCAGAACUGGUCGUAAUUUGUUGAUAAUGUAAUUUCUCAAUGCAUUAAUUUCCAAUCAAAUAAUUUUCUAUUAUUUGAUGCAUUUGAAACAAAUUACAGCCUAGAAUCAGAUGCCUCAACUAGUAAUAUUCCACUUUCAAGUCUAUUCCUGUAAAUCGAAUUGAUUGUUACCCCUUGUUAAGAGUAUCUAAACUUGAUUGUUACAAUUUAAAAUUCUAUACGGUUAUUUUGAUAUUCAACAUUGAAAAUGCAUUGCCAAAACGUAAAUCUUGAGUUGAAAAAUCAAAAAAUUGUUUCGUUUUAAACUAUUGUGAUUUAAUAGGUUUAGAUUAUAAUCUCAAAUAUUGUUCUCACAUCUUAGGAAAUUAGUCUUAGUCUUGGAAAAAUAUUCUUAGUUAUUUGUUUUUUUCAAUUGAGCCUAUUUAUUGGAAAGCUGAUGAACGUGACAGGGUCUAGCUCAACCUGAAGAGCCCGUCUAGCUGGUGGCCCGUACAGUCAUUUUAAGAUAUUGCAUUUUCAAUGCCAGCUACCUACAAGUAUUUUUUAACUGUUCAAAUUUAUAAAUUAAUCUUCUCAUUCUUGAACUUAGAUAUGAUACAUGAUUCUCCAAACGUAAUGGCAUACGUAUUGUGGACAAUUAUGAUCCCUAAGUACAGUAUUCAACAUAGUCCAGGUAAUCUAAUCCAGUCGAACUCACUACAUUUACAACUUAUUUCAUAAAUAAAACAAGUCAGGAGAAGCGUGCUCUGUUCGCAAGUGUAGAGCAAGGUCUAUAGAAAGAGGUUUAGACAAGCGGCCAUAUUGAGUCUUGUUGAAAAAUUGCUGUUAGUCUGAGCUGAUGACAAUAUAAUGUGUUAUUAGUAUGAGGAAUGCAGUGUAGUAUAAUACUAUAGUAUAGCCUAUUCCAAUAUAAUUAAAUAUAAAUCCCGAUUUUGAGAUUUAAUAUGGCUAAUUAACAUUGGUAGCCUAUCCUAACCCGUUUUUAUUGAAAUUGUAACUAUACACAAUCUAUGCAAAUCCUCAAGGAUCCGUCUAAGUUUUCAACUAUCGCAACAUUUGAAACCGAUUCAACGGGCUCUUCGACCUUUCCAAUGAUUUCCCUGGUUAUCAAAUCAUCAAUUUUUUCUUCAAAUUUGUCUUGAAUUUCCAUCUGAAUACGUCUUGCGGAACAGGCAUGUGGCAUUAAAUAUUUUUUAAACGAAUUUUGCACUUAUCAGGAAAACAAUCUAUUUUAUUGUUUUCUUGGUGCACAGUUUCCCCAGAACAUAACUUCCAACUACAAUGUUCAAAUCAUCAGGAUUCUCCAAAUCCGCAAAAUCCUCUUCGGAGUCCCCUCUACUUCAAACAAUACAACUACAUCAUCUUGUUCUGAUUCCGAGCUCUCAAACAGACUUCUCUUGGACUUGGACAGCUUUCCUUUUAUCUUUGAUUCUUUAAUGGCCUUCUCUUUUCCUAUUCGCUCUUUCUCGGGAGUAUCGGUCAAAAUUAGAGAUUUUCCCUUAGGUCUCCCUUUACGGGUUUCCUUCCUAGGCAAUGCUUUUGGGAAAGGUCUUAUGUCUUGAGGAGAAACUUUUUUUGAAAGGGGAGUGUGAGUUUCAGUAGUAGGAGAUUCUACAAGGUAUGUAGAGGAGGUUGAAGGUUUAUUCAUAUGGAUUGAUGAUUGAAUAGAGUUUGUUGAAGGUUCAGUUAGAUAGCUCAAUUUAGUAGCUGGUAAGGGUCUGUCAGUGACAUUAGAUGACAUAAAUUCAUUGUCACUGAAAAUAUUUCCAUUCAAAGGAAGCAAUCCAGAUUUUUUGAACCCACUAAUGAUGUUGCUUUGUGUGAAGGCUAAGGGAAAUGCUCGUCCUACAAGUUCUGCCAAAUCAUAAAUUGUAGCCGGGUUUCCAGCAUUA
Nilaparvata lugens (brown planthopper) is the source of this 4040-nucleotide messenger RNA. RefSeq lists its product as uncharacterized. Gene Ontology annotation, biological process: regulation of cell cycle. The record is from RefSeq and is a predicted model, not a curated record. NCBI's taxonomy places the organism in Eukaryota, Metazoa, Arthropoda, Insecta, Hemiptera, Delphacidae.